AUGCCUAUUGAGUUGAAACAAUCUAUGAAAGCCAUUCCAAUCCUGAGAAGACUUUCCGGCCGUGGUAGCUCGCAACUCUCGACAUAUUUGCCAUCUUCGUCAACCUCGAUGACCGAUCAAGCACAGAGAUGGGUUUUUUUAGCUGGCUUUUUCCAAAGGUUCACCUUUUACUUUUGCCGGAGAGCGGUUAACAAUGCCCUGACUGAUGGUAAGUAUUUGAUACUCAUUUUUAAACUUGUACUUAUAAAAACCAGGAAAUGUUCCAGACUCUCGACGAGACCAGCUUAUGGGCCAUAACGGUCCGACUUCUAAAGUCUUUAACGCGAAUUAUCGGUCUAAAAUUCUCACCACAGAUUCUGGGAACAUCUUUCGGAACGAGGCCCCACGCGAAGAAAGGGCUAAGAUGUUGUGCAUGCGAAAUCAGCGAGAUCCUAUGGCGCCAACGAAACCCUUACCCGCUGAUAUGGAAAGGAUUUAUGACAACAAUGAAGAGAUUCAGGCAUUGCUUUCAUUGAGACAUGCGACGAAGGAACUCUCAGGCGCUGAAAAGGCCGAUAUUAGACGUAAGCUUUCCAGAAGGAAGGAGUCAUUAAAAAAAAAGGAGACGAGAAGACUACGAGAAGCCUUCAUCCAAGAAAGAUCCGCAAACUGGAUUCACUCGCAACUACACCAAGAAGAAGCCACUGUAUCGACAGAAGAGGUUACUACAUCACAAGAAACAAACCCACACGUGAUUCAAAGAGCAUAUCUUGUCGAUUGUUUGUAUUCACAGUCAGCCAGCGAAGGGGAUCCAUUGUUUUUGGCUCUUAAUGCUCUUAUUUUGCAUUGUACUGGGGAUCGAUCUCUUCGCAGCGCGCAGAGAACUGGCAACGGAACGUUUCAGCCAGGAGAUGAUAAACUACUCGCUUCUUCGACGAACAACUCCUCACUUCCAUUGACCUGGAAACAAAUUCAGCUCUAUUUUCCUUCAAGAUCCGAAUCCAGUCUUUGUAACAGAAAACUGAACGAGGGGAAAGGCUUGAAGAGAUGUUCGUUUAAGUGUUGUAAGUUUGAGAAGAGAGGUUGCAAAAGAUAUACUACACAGGAAGAUUUACACCUUUUGAAAUCACGCAGAAACUCAAACAAGCGAUGGGAAGAUAUUGCCUUAGACAUGGUCAAUCGGAACAGGGCUGCUAUACAGAACAGAUACUAUAGCUUGGUUAAAUAUGGAAUGACCAUUGAGACUCUUGAAAGAGAGAUUUACGAUUCACAAAACCCAAACAGUCAUGGCCCACAGGAUGAAUCACAUAUCUCGGAUAUACCCACAAAUCCGAACUCACAAAAAGAACCGAGGGGUAUACGGUUAAAGUCACAAACAGGUACUACUAUGGUAACUUCAGAACUUUCCCUGCAUGAGACGGAGUUCGAUAACACCAACUGCUUUAAUCCAUACUCCACGGACCUAUUUCUAUUCACCGCAAAUACAGCCAUAGAUGGCGUCAAUUGUCAUAUUACCGACGAAUCAGGCCCAGAGUUAGAUAAUUCAGCCACCCCCUUCUCACAAGGAGCCCGGCUUAAUACACUCAACUUUCCCAGUCUACACUCAACUACUCCCACAGCCAUGCAACAUUCCGGUUUUUCCGACGAAUUCACUGCGGACACAGCGAUAGAUCGUCUGGAAUUUGACUCAUCGCCAGAGAGCCUCAGUUAUUCUAACACUACCUCGAUCAUGGACACCCAAGAGAUGCGCAUUAAUACACCACCUGCUACAGACUUAGCCCAGUUUGAGUUUUACUCAUCGCAAGAGCCGGGCCCCGCAGACUCAAGUAUGGUCAAUUACGAGCUAUUUCAAGAAAAUACUGUGUGUCUAUCUAAAUUAGUAGUCAACAACUACCAGGGUUGUAAUGUAAAACUUACAGACGGAUCCAAGUCACUUCCUUCACCAGAUGUUAGGGUUUACUCCUCGCAAGAACCUUUUCUCGUCGCGGCCGGAGGAUUUCGAUGUACUCUUUGCGCUAAAGACGAGUCAGCCUCCCAAUAUGAUGUCCAGAAGAUAUGGGAAAGUAAGACACGCCUCCUUCGCCACCAAAUGCAGGAAUUCCAUACUCCAUACCGUCAAUGGAUAAGAGGGCUGAGGAACAACCAGCCUGAGGGAGUUUGCGAAUUCAAAUGCCCCUAUCCAGACUGUCCUAAGGGAGAGGAGUAUUUGUUUGGAUCCAUCCACGACCUCAUUGCUCACGUAAAGUCAGCCGCUAAAUCCCCCAAAUUGCACAAGUCUAUUAUACACAACUUGGCAAUUCGGGCUGAGGGUUGGUCAGAACCAGAUUUUUUUACUAGCAAAAUGCCGGACGAGCAGAAAAAAAGAGAGGCCGCUAUACGACAUCCCAAAAAUCAAUCAAGAAGCAGGAAUUUCUUAUUGACAGAAGCUUGAAAUAAGCUGGGAAACAAAAGAAAGAUCGGCUCAGAUGACAGGGACUCCAUGGGAGAACCAUCCGCUAAGAAGGCUUGUAUUUGAAUGAUUGGGGGGCAUCUAUACAAAGAAAUUAGCAGAUCAGAGAAACUUAGAAAGGGGAUGGAAUGAAAGGUUAUAGGGUUUGGGCGUUCGUGGUAAUCAUGGAGGCGUUCUUGUUUCAUUUUAUUUUCUGUUAUUCAUUCAAUUCACAUUACCGUUUCGUUGAACCAAUUACAUUAGCC
Messenger RNA from Hymenoscyphus albidus, 2673 nucleotides. Lineage: Eukaryota; Fungi; Ascomycota; Leotiomycetes; Helotiales; Helotiaceae. The record is from the annotation of a GenBank genome assembly.